UGUGCUCGCGCCGCCUAGCUUGACGCUGCCAGCGGAGCGUCCGAAUGGACCCGACGGGAGGAAACGCCGUUAGUCAGUAAGUUAGAGAAGAAAGUGUGAGCGUCCAUGUCUGCACCACAAACAUCAACACGCUGACACGGUCACUGGCAGCAAUGUCGAGGGAGAACACCACCCGGAGCCUGGACAGUAUAGACCUGGCAGCUCUACGAGAUCCGGCAGGUAUCUUUGAGUUGGUGGAAGUUGUCGGCAAUGGAACCUACGGUCAAGUUUACAAGGGUCGUCACGUCAAGACAGGCCAGCUGGCAGCUAUCAAAGUCAUGGACGUCACAGAGGAGGAAGAAGAGGAGAUCAAGCUGGAGAUCAACAUGUUGAAGAGUUACUCCCACCACAGAAACAUCGCUACCUAUUACGGAGCUUUUAUUAAGAAAGAGCCUGCUGGUCAGGACCACCAACUCUGGUUGGUGAUGGAGUACUGUGGAGCCGGCUCAGUGACGGACUUGGUGAAGAAGACUAAAGGAAACUGUCUGAAGGAGGACUGGAUAGCUUACAUCUGCAGAGAGGUGCUCAGGGGUCUUUCCCAUCUUCACUCCCAUCAUGUGAUACACAGAGACAUUAAAGGACAAAAUGUUUUGCUCACAGAGAAUGCUGAAGUCAAACUGGUUGACUUCGGAGUGUCGGCUCAGCUGGACAAGACCAUUGGUCGGAGGAACACCUUCAUUGGCACCCCCUACUGGAUGGCUCCAGAGGUCAUCGCUUGUGAUGAGAACCCCGAUGCCACAUAUGACUACAGGAGUGACCUCUGGUCUUUAGGCAUCACCGCAUUAGAGAUGGCCGAGGGAGCCCCUCCUCUGUGUGACAUGCAUCCAAUGAGAGCGCUAUUUUUAAUUCCACGAAACCCUCCGCCCAAACUGAAGUCAAAGAAAUGGUCGAAGCGCUUCCUGUCGUUCGUUGAUAAUUGCCUAGUCAAGAACCAUCUGCAUCGACCGGCCACCGACGCCCUGUUGAGACACGCCUUCAUCCGAGACCUAGCCAAUGAGAGACAAGUUCGCAUCAUGCUCAAAGAUCACUUGGACAGGACCAGGAAAAAGAGAGAGAAAGAGGGUCCAGAGUAUGAGUACAGUGGCAGUGAAGAAGAUGAGGACGAGGUCACAGAGGAGGAAGGAGAGCCAAGCUCAAUCGUGAAUGUUCCUGGUGAGUGGACGUUGAGACGGGAGUUUCUACGUUUGCAGACAGAAGAUCGGGAAGGAGGCAGAGAGGGAGGUCAGGAAGGAAGUGCUGCUUAUCAGAGACAAGCGUUACAGCAGCACAGGCAGCAGUUGGCGGAGCAGGAGCGCUACAAGCAGCAGUUAGUGGCGGACAGACAGAAGAGGAUCCAACAGCAGCACGAGCAACGGCUAAAGUUAGAGGUUCAGCAGAGGCAGCAGCUGGCGGACUGUGCCUUUCAGUGGGCGGAUCUUCAGGAAGUCUUGCUUGGGGAGGAGUCAGAUCUCCAUGACAACAGAAUCUUACUGGACGGGAGAAACAGGAGGAGCGACAGGAGGCCGGACCAGGCGGGCAGAAAGGGGAGUGCCGAUGUGUCAGUAAGGCCCCUGGACUACACAGCAGAGCAGAGAGCCGUGGCCCCGAAACAGCUGCUUCAGAGUAAGUCCCAGCACCCCCAGCAUCAGCUUCAGCUGCAGUCCAAACCCCUGUCUGUGGCCCAGCAUCAGCAGCCCUCGGUGGCCAGACGUUCCCACCGCACCCUGCCCAAGGACCAAACCCAGCUCCUGUCGCUGCAGCACGACCACAGACACAGGGAGCGAGAGAGGCAGAGGCAGAGAGAAAGGCCUGUGGCGGCUGUCCAGAAGCUAACAGCUAAAAGUGGGAUUACAGCUGCCGCUGCUGCUGCUGCUUCCUCACCCAGCCGCCCUGCAAACAGCCAGCGCUCAGUGAUGGACUUCCAAGAAUCAAACUUGGCCCGGCUGCUCUUGGCUGCUGGUCUUCCCAGCCAGGUGCACUCCAGGAUGGGCUCUGGGAGCAGCUCUAGUCCAUGUACCCCAGCCAUGCAGAGAGCUCACCUCAGCCAGAAUGCCAAUCUGCGCUCUAGUCGAGAGGCCCCUCACAGCAGCUCCAUGUCAGAUAUGCCCCUUUCCCCCCUGUCGCCAUUUUCACCCAUGUCCAUCACCGAUGAUGUCUUCUGGGACUCAGUCGAUGAACCGCCUAAAGUCCCAGAACGCACUACCUCCAAGUUUUACUGUAGAGAGCUGGUGAUGGGACACAGGAGGGCUGCUUCAAGUGGCGGCUCAGUGUCUGCAGCAGAUAAAAGCGGAAGGUCUCAGUCGCACGUCGUCUCCUCAACCAGCAGCAAGCCCCCAGGUUACUUUAACCUGGAGAGUCCUCUUCUAAAUCACCGUCUCCAGCAGCACAGAAGCACAAGAGAAAACAUGACCAGCGGUCAUACACAAGGUGUAAAACCUGCUCUUGUCCGGCUCAACAAAGCCACAGAAUACUCCUCUUCCAGUGAUGAGGUCGGCAGCAGUGAUGAUGAAGAGAGGAACAGGUCUGCUCUGUCCAAUGGAAAAGGGAAAUACUACAGAAGAAUACCUGAUGGUAUCGUCCUGCAACCUCACCACAAUCUGCACCAGACUUCUCGGCUGGGUUCUGACGAUACUUACCUGCUGCCAGACCUUCUGCAGAAAACCUCCCACUGCAGUCCUAACCAUAAUGCACUGUGCCAACAGCAGCAAACACGUGAACUCAGCUACUCGCAGUCGCCCACAGCCCCUCGAUGCCCCACACAUCAGGAACUCAAUUCAAAUACGGCUGUCAGCAGUCCUACUGGUAAAAACACCUCCUCAACUUCCUCCUUCCUGUCCUUCAUCGAUCCAAGAUUGAUCCCCAUAUCAUCACCUCCACAGAGCCCCACUGGUGUUAAGGGUGAGCCAAUCAAGAGAGAGAACCACAGGAAGGGCUCUGUGGUGAAUGUGAACCCGACCAACAUUCGACCACAGAGCGACACUCCCGAGAUCCGCAAGUACAAGAAGAAGUUCAACACAGAGGUUCUCUGUGCAGGACUAUGGGGUGUGAAUCUGCUGGUGGGGACAGAGAAUGGUCUGUGGCUGUUGGACAGAAGUGGUCAAGGGAAAGUCUACUCUCUCAUCAGCAGGCGAAGGUUUCAGCAGAUGGAUGUGCUGGAAGGACUCAAUGUGCUCAUCACUAUAUCAGGUAAAAAGAACAAGCUCCGUCUGUAUUACCUGUCCUGGUUAAGGAAUAAAAUCCUCCAUAAUGACCCAGAGGUGGAGAAGAGACUGGGUUGGACCUCAGUAGGUGACCUGGAGGGCUGUGUCCACUAUAAAGUGGUGCGUUACGAGAAGAUAAAGUUCCUAGUGAUUGCUUUGAAGAAUGCUGUGGAAGUGUACGCCUGGGCCCCAAAGCCCUACCACAAAUUCAUGGCCUUCAAGUCUUUCAGGUCUCUGCCUCAAAAACCACUCUCUGUUGACCUGACAGUGGAGGCAGGUCAAAGAUUAAAGGUCAUCUACGGUUCCUUGUCCGGCUUCCACGCCAUCGAUGUCGACUCUGGAACACCGUACGACCUCUACCUGCCAACUCAUAUCCAAGGCUCCAUCCGUCCCCACGCCAUCAUCAUCUUGCCAAACAGCGCUGGAACGGAGGUUCUGGUUUGCUACGAAGACGAGGGCGUCUACAUUGACACCUACGGCCGCAUCACCAAGGAUACAGUGCUGCAGUGGGGGGAGAUGCCUGCAUCAGUCGCCUACCUGCAGUCUAACCAGGUGAUGGGUUGGGGAGAAAAGGCCAUUGAACUGAGGUCUGCCAACACAGGAAACCUGGAGGGAGUCUUCAUGCACAAAAAGGCCCAGAAACUCAAGUUUCUCUGUGAGAGGAAUGACAAGGUGUUCUUCGCCUCAGUGCAGUCGGGAGGCAGCAGUCAGAUUUACUUCAUGACUCUUGGACAGAACUCUCUGUUCAGCUGGUAAUGACUGGACCUGUGAACUCUGGGAUCAACUGGUGAUGUCUGCCUAUUUUAUUCUGUGAUCGCCUGGUGAUGCCUUUUUAUAUUUGUGCAGACUCGUGUUGACCUCCAUGGACAGAAGACAAGGAUCAACUCAAUUCUCCUGGAUGCAUCACUUAUGUCUAGUUUCCAUGUAUGGAUCCACAGUUGAGUUGACCAUGAUGCCAGCGGCAGAACAAAAUGCUUGAAUCCAUCGCCCCAUCCUUGAUUUUUGCAGCGACAUCACUGUUGCCUCACUUGUCAAUGGAAGAGUAAUCUUUUACAUGCCUGAUCACUUUGAUCAUCAUUUGAUCAUUCUGAUUAUGUGGCGAGUUCUCAUGAACACCAGAUCACUGGUCAACAUCUGGCCUCAAGAGUCCUCUACCCAUCUGUCUGACACCACAGGAGUCUAUUCAGUUUUAACCAUAUUCAGCUUAUCUCUCCAGGAUCAGUUCACUUUUCUGAAGGACACCAUUGUUAACAGUAACUAUUGUAUUUUAUCUGUUAUUCACUUCUUUCCAUUUGCCUGGCUGUGGCGUUGGACUGGAUCAUCUGCUUUGCUCGCAUGCAAGCAGCCACUGUGCGAAAAGGAGUGAAAGCGACAAAAGAAGCUGUUACUCAACCGUGUUCCCUCUGAGGACAUGAUCUGGGCAUUUGGGGCCAGAUGUUGGGGCCAAAAUGUGGACUGAGCUGGAUGGUAACCUUGUGUCAUCCCACAGAUUGUUGCGGUUGCUUGAAAGAAGAGGGUUUUUCUUACAGUUACUCUGGGUGACACUGAGUCAGCAUGACCAUUACCAUUAUAGACCCAAUCAGUUGUAUUUAGCUGUUUCAUUAGCUGUAAUUAUACUGUCCAUGCAAACCUUAUAGUGAGGACAAAAUUCGGGAUUAAGAUGCACAAUAUCCUUGCACCAUAGUUCUCUGACUAUUACCAGACCAUUCUGUUCCUAAUUAAUGAGAUUCAAAUUCUUUCUCUGCUUAGCCUGAAAUCAGAUGCUAAUUUAUCCAAUACAUUUUCUUACGCAAACCGCUUUGGAUCGGUCUUUUCUGAGCAUUAGCUCUAUUUCAGAUCUGCACUAUUUUACUUUAGUCUUAUUAUGAUUUAAUUAAGGACCUGGAGAGCCUUUAACUUUACUGUAGGAGCCAUAAUUCAAAUGUACAGCAUUAAUAGUAAAGACGCAAAUCAACUAUACUCAAAAAGGCAGUGAAUGCUUUUUUUGUUUUCUUGCAUCUAUUGUGUAAAUACUGAUGUAACAAGCACUGUUUUCUAAAUAUUGCGUAAUUGACAGGACAUCUUGAUGUACAGUAUGUGUACAGAAGUAUAGGCUAAUGAAUGUGAACUUCUAUCCCAAAGCAGAGUUUAGAGUGUUAUUUCCAUGAUCCCAGAACACUUGUGAACAUGGACAUGAGCUACUGACAGUGAACCUGAAGGCUCAUAUCCAUGUGUUUAAGAACAAAAAAAAGUAUCAUGUGAAUUCUGUUUUGUGGUUGAUUUUCUCCAACAUGUAUAAGUCAGGCUCUUUGCACAAUGGCCUCUCUCUACAUGUUUUCUGUAAUAUAUCAUACUUUGAAAUUAUUUAUAUUUUUCAAAGUGGGAAACCUUUCAAGUCAUUCUCUUUUCCAGUCAGUGUGUAAGAGAUCACUGCGAACCGUUGGCUUUAGAUCUGUUUGUAGACCCAACAUGGGAUGCACACUUGUUUUUAAUGGGUCACGUUGAGAAGUAAUUAUUUUUGUUGACCCUUGGUCUGAUGAGAUGCAGCUAGCUGGGCUGAAAAAGUCAAAAGCUCCAUUUUAUAAUAUUUAGUGUUUUUCAAUUUUUUUCUUUUAUUUACACAAUGAGCUUAAAAGCAAGAAACCAAAGAUCAAAGACUUUGAUUUAUUGGUUUCCCUUGAUAAUUAAUGAAAAGAGAUCUGACGAAAAAUAAUCUAUAUCUGCAAAACACCAAGGGUUUGGGGUGUAUUAUUUAAGAAUGUUCAAAAGACUCCAACCAACAUAUCAGCCCUCAAAACCCCUGAACUGGUGUGUGUUGCUAAUUCUUACAAAUAUGCAAGUUUUUGUUGCUAGCAUUCUUACAUUUAAUUAGCCUACUUUUAUGAUAAAGACAGUAUUAGAUUUGGCGAAAGUGAAGUUAUUGGGUUUUACCUUCAAAUGUGAAUUUUCAAUUUGUUAAUUUCAGAUUCAUAUUCACUUAACCAGUCUUUUUAUUCCUUCGUCGGAUUUAGCUUAAAUAGCUGGUUAUACGUUAUUCUCUAUAUUGUAAUUAAUCUUUAGUUUUGUGACUAUCAGACAUUGUGCCAAAUGUUUUAUAUCCAGUGAUACAUUGAGUUUUUAUUGAUGUCAUAUUACAGCAGCUGGUUCUGUGAGAGUAAUUUAAACUGGAAUACGAACAUUCUGAUAUUGCUCAGUUGCUACCAAAACACAGGACCAGAUAUCUAGUUAGACAGGAAUUUAAAUGUAUGCUGACCGAUGUAGAAUACUAGCUAACAUGGGCUAAUAUUGUUGAACUAUUUGAGCUACCUAAUGUAAUGCAGGGUUUCUGGUUAGCAUGUGGCUAAGAUAGCAACUCUUGGUAAGCAAGCUAACAUUUGCUUAGCUGUGUAAAGUUUCAACACAAUAUUGGUCCAAAUUAGUGGAUACAUACAAUACAAUGCAGUACAUGUAUUGCAUAAUAAACUUUUAGCAAUUAAAAUUCAUUUAAAUAUCAAGCAAGUCACAAGGGUUCACUUUUUUAUUUUUAAAUCUUGACCACUUCGUUCAGUUACACAAUACAGAAGAAACGUAACAUUAGCAUCAGGCCCUGUGCUACUUUGUGUUAGAUUAGUCUUAAACUACAACAGUGAUUCCACCAACUGUCUAAUGUACAGUAAAGCCUGUAUUUGCUUCUCCUAUAUAUGCAUACGCAUACACGUGCGGCCAAACACGUACUAAUCAAAAGCUACUUUUUUUCAUUCAUUACAUUAUACAUCCAAUAAUGUAUUUGUAUGAAUACCAAUUAAAUCAUCAUAUGCAAUUGUAUAACAAUGACAGAUUUGAUAAUGAUUUGAACUAAAAACUAUUCCUAAAUUUAGUCCUGAGUUUGGAGUUAUGUUAUGUUGAUAUUUAAGGAGAAUAAGUUUAUUUUAUUAUCAUUAUUGUGAAACUGCCAUUUGACAUCAUAUUUUCAUUGAUCAAUAUGUUUCUUUUAAUCUGUCUCUUUAUUCCACCUGCUCCAAGAAACAGCCCAGAAAUCAGCUCAUAUUCAAACUUAAAUCAGUGUCGUGCCUGAAGCCGUGUGUUGAUUUUAGAUAUGGACUUCUUCUUCCUCUGCUUCACUUUGUCGUCUGCUGCACAUUUGACUAUAGCUCUGUCACUAAUGAGAGAGAAAGAGAUCAGUGCACUUCCUCCCACACCUUCCACUGUUUCAGGCUCGCUGUGACUCACUUCUCCAACUCUCCCACCAACUAUUUUUCUCUCAUUUUGUCAACACAUCUCUUCUCUCUGUCGCAUCUUAUUCCCUCAGCUCUCUCCUCAGCCUGCACUCGUCUCACUUUCUAGUGUCUGACAUAAUUCUCCAGAUCAGUUUGCUCAUCAUGUCUCAUUCUAGAUUGUCUCUGUUUCUCUUGUGUCAAGUCUCUCCAUUCACCCCCAGCCCACCUUCAGCCUAUUGGGACGUUUUUGAUAGCGUGACUGAAUUGAGUAAUUUUAUCUUUCUGUUAAUUCAUCUGAAUUAAGACGUUAAGUAUGACGAAUAGGAGACUAAUGCUAGAUGCAUAUCGUGUCACAUUUCUUAACUAGUACAUACAUCAACUUAUUUCCUUAACAUCACAUCACACUGUCCCUCUAUGUUACAUCUAACACGUACCAAUCGUAUGAAGAAAACCAUAGAUCGGGCCCAAUCUGUCCUUUUGCUGUUUGUUGGAGUGGGUGGAAACAUGAUGCAGAAAAAUGAAUGAAUAUGCACUAGGUUUGCCAUGUUCCCUUACAGCAAGGCUAUGUAACUUGUGGCAGGUGCACAACAAUGCUAAAUGCUAAAACUUAACAUAAACACAGGUAGAAAGGAUUCAUAAGGUUAGUAACUUAGUAAUGUCACAUGCUUGCUAAUAUCUUAGGUUUGCUAACAUUUGCCACUGCAAGCUACCAUGGACAUACCAGACAGAGUCAGGCUCUUGAGGGUACUGGCCUGAUCACGGGUGCAUUCUUUUAACAUAACUUUAUUUUCUUUCUUCUUUCAAAAGUUACGUAGUUCUGUUCAAAGUGCUGAAACUGUUAUUCUCCAGCCUGUGUACCAUCAAGAGUCCGGAUGAGCAAUGCAGGUCAAAAGAAAGUGUGUGGGAGGGUGUGACGAAGACUGUGAGCAGGUGUUUGCUGAAGCAGAAUUGAGUCUGCGAGGGAAGGAAGUGUUAAGAAGAGUUAGAGGAGGACGCUGGUGGCUUGAGUGAGGUGUCACGUAACAGAACGAACUCAGAUGUUGCUUAAAAACACAAAUCCACAAUUGCAAAAAGGAAUUUACUGCCAUCCUCGAAGCACAAAGUAGAUUCAGGAAAAAAACAUUGGAAAACUCUUGUUGAAAGUCAAACUAUUUACUGAGCUGACAGAGCCAGAGAUGGAGCACCACACUGCACAGGUGGAUUGACAAUUUAUAGAUGAUGAUGGCAACAAAUGUUAAACACCAAUAGGCUGAUGGCAAUUUCCUAGUAUUGUCUGUUUACGGGGGAUAUUUUCCAGAAGUUGAGAUUUAGCCAAUACUUUACAACUACUGUCAGUAUUUUGAAGUUUUUUUGUCAGUGGAGACUUACAGGACAAUUGUGUUGAAAAUUCACAGAAAUUGAGAUUAUAAAAAAACAAAUGUUAAUAUUAUGUAUUCCAGAAUAUAUAUUUCUUUUCUAUUCCAUGCCUCUUGUGUUGUAAGGAUGAUUGUUACUUUUUUGCACUGGACCUACAGUAUGUUUGAUUGACUGACAUUGACUGUACCCCUGUUACCUUGAGAUGAACACACACUUGUGUUUCCUUGUAAAGAUGCCAGAGACAUUGAGACAGCAAUAAAAACGUUGAAUUGAGUCAAA
Molecule: messenger RNA, 9028 nt
Organism: Pleuronectes platessa (European plaice)
Lineage: Eukaryota; Metazoa; Chordata; Actinopteri; Pleuronectiformes; Pleuronectidae
Product: misshapen-like kinase 1
Exons: 33
Coding region: 153-3974 (1273 amino acids)
Biological process (GO): protein phosphorylation
Molecular function (GO): ATP binding; protein kinase activity
Source: RefSeq, a predicted model, not a curated record